Messenger RNA from Phytophthora sojae, 1152 nucleotides. RefSeq lists its product as hypothetical. Lineage: Eukaryota; Oomycota; Peronosporomycetes; Peronosporales; Peronosporaceae. The record is from RefSeq and is a predicted model, not a curated record. Bases 1 to 1152 code for a protein of 383 amino acids. The transcript has a single exon.
AUGGCGAAGGACCGCUUCGUUCGCAACCUCUUCCCGGGGCUCGAGCUGUCGGUGGCCGACAAGGCCGAGCUGCAGGCGCUCGUGUCCACCUUCAUCGAGGAGCAGCUGCCUCGCUACAUGGAGUUCCGGGCGGAUGACAAGAAGGUGGACACCAACCGCUGGAAGCUCUACAAGACCAAGGACAACGCGCGUCUGUACUCGGAGCGGGGCUCGACCAAGGGCGAGGACCAGGAGGUGACCAACAUGCCCGUGAUCCUCUGCGAGGGCUCCAUCCCGGGCAAGCUCGAGGACGUCAUGUUCGGCGUCAUCAGCCCCACGUUGGAGAGCAUGCGGCUCAAGGCGUCGUACAUCGACGAUAUCAGCAGCGCGUCCGUGCUGUCCACCAUCGUCAAGCCGACGCCCGAGGACCCACUGCAGUCUCUGGAGCUCAAAUGGAUGCAGCUGGACCUGCCGCUGCGCUCGACCAAGAUGGUCAAGAACCGCGACUUCGUCUACAUGGAGGCGACCGGUAUUAUGCGCACGGAAGACGGCGAGGAGAUCGGGUACCACAUCCAGCACUCCAUCGGCCUCCCUCAGGCCCCCGAGCUGCCGAACCUCGUGCGUGGCAACUGCCACCUCUGCGCCUUCUUCCGCCAAGAGCGAGACCUGUCGGUCGAGAUGUACGCGACCGGAGCGUGCGAGCCCGGAGGUCCCGUCUUGAAGUCGCUGCUGCUUCACCCCAUUGCGUCCAUGCUGCUGGCGUGCACGGAGUACGCGCACUGCGGCGAGAUGAAGAAGCUGUCGUGGAUCAUGGAGCACCGCAACGCCCAGAAGAAGCAGAUGGGCGCCAAGCGCAACGACGACAAGUGCGUGAGCUGCUCCACGUCGGUCAGUCACAGCCGGAUCGGCAAGCUCAGCACGACGCGGGGCUCGUGCAAACUUUGCUUCCAGGCGGUGUGCCGCUCGUGCCGCGUGCGUAAGCUGCUGACCUUCAUGGAGCCCGACCUCAAGUACGAGAAGCGCAAGGUCACGUUCUGCCCCGUGUGCAUCAAGGACGCACUCAGCGUCAGUGCGCUGCAAGUCGCGAGGGAUCAGACUUUGGUCCCGAAGAAGCAAGGAAUCUACCGCUCCGGUAGCGAAUUCUCCGUCACGUCUUCAUCUGAUUCUAAUUAA